GUCCCGAAUCUGCUGCUGAGAAACUUAAUUUUACAUUUUCGAAAAGAUUUUGAAUGAUGGCCCAGCCAGGCUGGAAGAAGACAAGGAGAAGGCGGCUGUCAUCUUUGGUGAUACUUCCUUUAGAAUAUGCCACCUUGAAUUUUCUUCAAGGAGAUGAGGAUGGCUCACUAUCAAAAACGCCGGUGUCUUCGGGACUGCAGAGCCUCUGGGAUAAGCUUUUCUCAGCUGAUAGCUCCAAACAACAGUUGGCCUGCUUGAAAGAGAUAAACAAGUAUGUUCUCCAAGAUGACACAGUUCUGAGCGAAGGCGAGCGAGACGCCCUUCAAAAGGCACUGGCAUGGCUCCUGCUCAACCCCGACUCCUCGCAACAAGUGCGCAGUGUCAUCAUCAAGAUCCAGGCGUCUCUGGGCGACCAAUGCCCACCCCUGGAGGCCGGGCUGCGCGCUCAGCUGGCGGCGCCGGCGCCCGCCACGCCGGCCACCCUGCAGCUGCUGGAGUUCCUCUCCGACCACCCGCUCGGCCGCCGCCUGCUGCUGGACAGCCUGCCGCAGCUGAUGCUCUUCUUCAAGGAGGAGCUCGGCUUCCACUGCCAGACCAUGUGCGCCAUGGUGUCUCCGGUGGAGCUGGCUGCGGCCGCCGGUCCCGGGCAGCGGGCCGUCCGACUGCUGAUGGUCACCCUUCAGGUUCUACAGCCACUGUCGCCCGAGUACGAUCUGGAGACGGUGCGGGCGGCGCGCGACUCACUGGAGCGGCUCCUCACGCUGCCGGCGCUGCCCUGGGACCUACGAGGCAACUGCGGCAUGGCCUACGUACUGCUCUGUCUGGCCGGGGGCGACAGAGAUUUACACGCCACGGUUCUGAACGCGGCGUUUCCGUCUGCGGAGCUGUGCGGCUCUGACGCCGGCCCGGUGCCGCUGGCCGAUUGGCCGCUGGCUGCCCAGCUGGCACUGCUGGCCGGCUGCGUGCACGCGCUGCCCUCUGACCAGCUGCUGCUGCCCGCCGGCGGCGGCGGGGCGCUGCUCAGCCUGCUGCUCGGCUGGCUCCUGCACACUGGCAUGAGUGUCUCGGACACGGCCACCCUACUCGGUUUCUCCCGCGGCGUGCUGUCCGCCCUGGGCCGCGUCACCGAGGCGUGCCGCGGCGCGCUGGCCUCCCCCGGCCCACCGGACCCCUCGGCACCUCUCCCGGGGCCGUCCUCGGCCUCUGUCGAGCUCUCCUCAGCCGUGGGCGACUCUCCGUCGGGCACGGACGCGUCGCCCACCUUCCCGGACCUGACGCCGGACGGUCCGGCCGACCCGCCGGACGGUCCGGUCGGCUCGCCCGCCUCGCUGGCCUCACUGCUGCCCGAGGUGCUGGUCGAGGACCUGCUGCAGUUUGUGUGGCGACUGAUGGCCGAUGACGCCCAGUCGGUGCGGAGUGUCGCUGGGGAUAUGCUCUCUGCGCUGGUGGCGCUGUUUGCAGGGUUCCCGGACGGCCCGUUUCUGCGUGAGCUGACCACCAGCGUGCUGGCGCUGCCGCUGCACCUGCGCCGCCGGUGCCGCGCGCUCCGCUGCCUCCUGCUGGCGCUGGGCGUCACCCGGCUGCUGGCCGCCUGUCCGGCGCUGCCCAGACAACUGGUGGGCGUCAUCGGCGACCCGGCCGUCAGCACGCACGCGGUGGAGCUGUACUGCGUGCUGCUCUCGGAGCACCGGCGCGCCGCCGACCCCGACACCUGGCUCUCGGUGUGGGUGGAGCCACUAUUCGAGUCGGACGCCGUGCCGCCACCGGCGCUGGCCCAGAUCACCGGACGGAUCGCCCAGCUGGCGCCCGGCUCGGCGGCCUACGUGACCCAGCGGGUGGCCUGUCGGCGCCGGCUGCCGCGCCACCUGUGGCUGGUGCUGCUCACCGCCGUCCAGGCCGCGCACAGACAGGGAGCGGCGGCGGAGAACUGGAGGGACGCGCUGCCGGUCGCCCGGCUCCGAGAGGCGCUGCAGCACAGAGAUGAUCAGGUGCGGAUCGCAGCCCUCACCGUACUCGCCGACAGCAAGAAGACCUCCGAGCUGUUCGAGCCCGUCGAGUUGCGGCUCAUCGUGCGCUUCGUGGCCGCUAAUUUGGCCAAUCAGACGCCGGCGUUUCGCCAGCAGCUGCUAGCGCUCAUGAAAAAGAUUCUGGUGCGUCUCUCGGACGGCACGGCGGCAUUACUGAGGCAGGUGGGCGGCGCCGAACGGCGAGCCUCCAUCGGGGCCGCCUCGCCCGCCCCCGCCACCCCCGCUGAGCCUUCAGAGGGUCCCACCGCGCCCCCUGCGGCCGCCGUGUCGCCCACCUCACCGACCUCCGGCGGGCCGGCGGCGGCUCCCACUGAACUACCGGCCCUGGAGCGGCUGCAGCACUACCAGUCCUGCCUGCGGCGUCUGUUCAAACUGCCCUUCAUGGGUCUGUUCCCCGGAGCCAACUUCCCGCGGCGCACGACCUGUCUUCACCUACUGACCCUGGUGGAUGAGCUGUUCGGCGGACAUGACAGACCGGUGAUGACCACCGCCGGCUGGUGGGGACCUGACCAGCUGUUCACCCUCCUCUACUGCCUCACCGACUGCUACGAGAACAACAAGGAGCUGGCGCUGCAGCUGCUCUGCUCCCACGACCUCACCGUGCUGAACCUUCAGCCGGAGGACCUGGACGGCCUGCUCAGCUCGGCCCUCUCUCUGGCCAGUAGCGCCCGCCCGCCAGACUCCCAGACCGCCGCCUACCUGCUGAGGGCGUUCGUACGUCUGCCGGGAGCAGCCGACGCCCUGAGGCGGAAACUGGCCGAGCAGCAGAGGGAGUCGCCGCGGAGAGACUCACAAAGUGACUCCAUCAUCUGCCCGGAGCGAUCAAAUUCGAUCAGCUCGACUGAUGAGAAGGAAGUCACCAACCCUGCAGCUAACACCACUCCGGCGAGCACCGAUGCUGGCGAAACUCUAGCUUCGAACAGCGAGACGGUGGCGCCUGCCGAGCCUGAAGCGCCUGCCGAGCCUGAGCCGGCUGAUGCUGCUGUCCGGUCAGACAGCGAACCACGAGACGCACCCAGCUCUGGAGAAGCGGGCGCUGACGACCCGGCCCGGCUGCUGCUGCGGCUGCUGCUGAGCCGGCUGGAGUCGGAGCUGGCGCUGGCCGAGUCAGCGCUGACUGCAGCAGCAGCCACGGCGCCCAUGCACGGCCUGCUGUUGUGUGUGAGACUGCUGCUGACGGCGGAACAGGGGGCCGGCGCCAACGGAACGUCUGUACCGAGCUGGCGCGGUCUUGGCGGCCGGCUGGUGUCGCUCUGCCGGCGCGCCUCGGCCGUCGUCCUACCCGUCGUCAGCAGCUCCUCUCCCGAGGGACACCUGCCCAUGGACCUGCAGUCGGAGGUCGUACUGAAGGUGGACGUGGCACUGAGUCGCGCGCUGGCACCGGCACCCGUGCCCGCCGAGCCGGGCAAGACACGUGCGGUUACCUCGCAGAUGCUGCUGGUCUGCUGCUGGCGCACGAUGAAGGAGGUGGGUCAGCGUAUGCCGGUCUUCGCGCCGGGCGCCGGUCCCCCGACGGCCGGCGGUCAGCUGACACCUCAGCAGCUGCUGGCCAUCGGUCGGCACUUUAUGUCGCUGCUGGCCGAGACCAAGCACCGCGGGGCCUUCGAGCAGGCGCACGUCGGCUUCAGUCGGGUGUGUGCCACUCUCUGGAG
Molecule: messenger RNA, 3679 nt
Organism: Amphibalanus amphitrite
Lineage: Eukaryota; Metazoa; Arthropoda; Thecostraca; Balanomorpha; Balanidae
Exons: 18
Biological process (GO): tRNA methylation
Cellular component (GO): cytosol
Source: RefSeq, a predicted model, not a curated record